Messenger RNA from Punctularia strigosozonata HHB-11173 SS5, 418 nucleotides. RefSeq lists its product as uncharacterized. Lineage: Eukaryota; Fungi; Basidiomycota; Agaricomycetes; Corticiales; Punctulariaceae. The record is from RefSeq and is a predicted model, not a curated record. The transcript has 4 exons. The coding region runs from base 194 to 418 and encodes 74 amino acids.
AAUAAUGUUUCCCGGUGGUAUCAGUGGGUAUUGGGCAUUGUGGCGGCCGAGACGCUACGGUAUGCACAUGCAUAACGCGCCAUAGUGGAAAUUGUCCAAGGAUUGGCCGCGCUUCGUCAGACGUAUAAAGGCCGUGCCGCGGUGCGGGAUGUAGCCACAGCAUUCGAAACAAACGCUCCUGUGCGCCUUCGCGAUGAAGUUCUCUUCCGCUUCCGUUCUCGCGCUGCUCGCGUCCGUCGCUACGUUGUGCGCCACUGCUCCGGCCCCCGCCGUCACCGCCGAGGCGGCUGAUGCAGUUCCGGUCCACACGUACACGAUGACUCGGAUUAUUAACACUCUCAUUCCCGAGCCGCCGUACUUGACGGAGAUCACGAAAACGAUCGUUUUCACCGAAUACGCGACUCCUACGCCCAACUGA